UCCACAAUCCCUCAGCCCCACCGGAUACCGUCUCCUCCCAGCUCCCCACAACCCUGUAGGCUCCCCCACCAUACCAUAGCUCCAUCAGAUUCCACCUCCUCCCAUCACCCUAUCGCCCCACCAAAUACUGCCCUCUCUCAGCCCCCGGGGCCCCACCAGAUCCUGCUCUUUGCCCCAAGUCCUCUCACACCACCCAGGAGCGCCACUGAAUACCACCUCCUGACACUGCUUCUGUACCCCAUCGUUUCCCCCCGGCAAGCUUGGCUUUACUCCUGUCACACUGGUCUUUCUUUCAGUGUCACACCAGUGCCCGCACACUCUGUUCCUGUGUCCUUCACUUAACUACCCUAUUUCCCUCAGCAUCUAAUCCUCUUUUCAUUUUAAUCCCCAAUAUUACCAAAGCACCAAAGAAAUAGAAAUCUUGUUUUGACUGGAUUUCCAAAAAAAAACCUGAAACAAACACCUCACUUAACCUGAGGAAAGAGAGAAAAUUAAAGGAGUGAAGUUUUCUCCAACCUCUGAUUCAAGAUUUUGCUUUUCUGAUAACGAAAUUUACAAGAAGAAGCGGUGAGAUAAGUGGGUCUUGUUGAGAUGGAGAAUCCCAAGACAGAGCUGAAUGAAAUCACCAGAAGCCCUUCCCAGUGCCCUAAAGUAAACAUGGAUCAGUUGCAAAUGGAGCAGGAGUUAAGCUUCAGGAAACUAGUAGAGAGUUCAGAGUGUCCAGAGCAACUGAAAUACGACUUCAACAAAAAUGGUGAACUGAAGCAUCUAGAUACCAAUGAGCCCUUUGUCUUUAAUUAUUACAAAAAUGCACUUGAGAGGAACCAUAAACGCUAUCAAGUUCUGGGGCAUCUCAUUACACAGUAUGUUUAUGAGCUCCUGGAAAGAGUCUGCAAGCUUCAGAAAGUCCACAUCCCAACAGAUGCUACAGAAGAUGAACCCAGAAGUUUCUUUUUCAUCAACGAGAAAGCAUUAACUAGUUCCUCAAGCCUAAUUGUGCUCCUACAAGACCAUGGAGUCUUUCGUGCUGGUCAAUGGGGGCUAAAGACCAUAAUCCAUGAGGGCCUGGAUCAUGGAACUCAAAUACCAUUCAUUAAAACGGCCCUUCAGUGCUAUGGAGGAGUGAUUGUUUUAAAUCCCAAUGACAAUUUCAUUGAUCUGAAGAUGGAAGAUGAGUGGUUAAGUUUACCUACCAAGGAAGAAUCUUCCACUGUAAAUUCCUCCUGGUGGAUCCCAAAGAGGUGCAGCAGCAGCCCCGAAGAGCACACCAUUUACAUUUGGGAUAAUUUUAUUUCAAAGAGCGCAGCCAAGAAUGUGGCCUUUAUUGCCCAUGGCUACGGAGGCUUGGUUUUCAUCAAUCUGCUCAUGCAGAGAACAUGGGAAGUGAUGAAUAAAGUGUAUUCUGUGGCCCUUAUUGACUCCAUGCACCACACGUUACACCAGGCAAAAAAUAAUCCACAAGUGCAAGAAUGGAUACAGAAACAUUGCCGUGAAUGGGUAACAAACAGUAAACCUCUAGACAGACCCACAGGUUCCCUUGUGAAAGUGGACUGUCCUACAGUCUCUGCUGGGACUGAAAAAUACAGGUUAGCACCAUCCUCCACCUUACAGGCCAUUUUCAAGUACCUGAAGAGCACACUGAAAGCUAGGAAGACAGUAGCUUUAUCUCGUUCUCCUAUUGUAACAAGGAGCAGCAAAAAUAAGAAGAGAGGCAAUACAUAAAAAGAAUGCUGAAGUAUUUUUCAGGAAUCUUCUCCCUCUUUAAAACCACUCCGUGGAAGCUUGAAACUGAAGCUACCAUGUUAGCUUCCUUGCA
Molecule: messenger RNA, 1816 nt
Organism: Caretta caretta (loggerhead turtle)
Lineage: Eukaryota; Metazoa; Chordata; Testudines; Cheloniidae
Product: putative protein ARB2BP
Biological process (GO): regulatory ncRNA-mediated heterochromatin formation
Cellular component (GO): nucleus
Molecular function (GO): siRNA binding
Source: RefSeq, a predicted model, not a curated record